Didymella exigua CBS 183.55 is the source of this 1241-nucleotide messenger RNA. Its product is annotated as S-adenosyl-L-methionine-dependent methyltransferase. Lineage: Eukaryota; Fungi; Ascomycota; Dothideomycetes; Pleosporales; Didymellaceae. The transcript has 5 exons. The coding region runs from base 39 to 785 and encodes 248 amino acids. The record is from RefSeq and is a predicted model, not a curated record.
UCGAUAUUGGUUGUGGCACUGCGCACUGGUGCAAGGAGAUGGCAAAAGAGUGGCCUCGAUCUCGGGUAGAGGGCAUGGACAUAACACCUACAAGGUCACAAAUUGUGCCCGCAAACUGUCAUAUACAUGUGGACGAUAUCAGGUCGAAAGAUUGGUGGGGGCUCGCCAACGGGUACACCUACGACUACAUCCACACUCGCAUGUCCAUGGGCAUAUUCCCUGACUUCCGGGAGAUUAUCCAAAAAAGCUACAACAAUCUCGAACCAGGGGGCUGGAUGGAAUCGCAAGAGAUCUACCCCACGGUCUACUGUGACGAUGGCACCAUGCCCGACGACUGGCCGCUUAAGCAAUGGUCUCAAGACCAAGAUGAAGCUGCCCACGACAUAUUGGGAAUCCCGUUACGCAUCGCCAACAAGCUCCAGAAGUGGUACGAGCAGGCUGGUUUCGUCGAAGUCAAGGAACGGAUAUUCCGAAUACCGAUCCUUGAAUGGGCUAAGGAGCCGCAGUUGAAAUUGCUCGGAAAGUUCAUGGUCGAGAACAUGCAGCAAGGCCUGUAUGGAUGGUCUGUGAAUUAUUUCCACCGAGCGUUCGGAUGGACAGAGAACGAGACACGUGUCAGACUGGCACAAGUGUACAACUCCUUGAACGACAAGUCGGUACACGCGUAUUACAAGAUCUAUGUUGUUUACGGGAGAAAACCCCGUGAAGGAGAGGCACCAUCACAAGUACCAAAACCCGAGAACUGGCCGACUCCGGAGACCGCUUUUGACGACGGAGAAUUCUAAGCGGGCCGAUACCGGGUCGGCUCGUUGGGUCCUUACGUGUAAACGCGGUCCCCCUUCGACGUUCCCCUUACCGGCGUUUAUGGUUGCCUGGUGUCUGAGAUACCCCACGACUUGCGUCCCAGGCCUGUGUGGAAAGGGUUUUGACAUACUGAGGUGCGGUAGACCCCACUUGUCAAAUCUUGCGUGCUGCUCGUCGCACGGCAAGUAAUGGAGCAGAGUGCGCCAGACAAUGGAGGGUUUUCGAUGGUUCCAUUUUCCGUGACAAAUAGGCUCUUCAGUAGUGAAGUAAGCAGGACUAGUCAGGGGGGCCUGCUAGACAGCCCGUUUGUAGUUUGUUAUGACAGAACCUAAAACAUUUCCUUAGCGUACAACUUCUAUUUUACAACAAAGUAAGCAUAGAGUCGUAGGGUGAACCAGAUUUUUCGCUACUACUAAAUUAUAUGCAGAUUAAACCCC